UGAUGGGCUGGAGAAGGUGGGGAGGGAAGGAAGGGGGCUGUUGGCUGCCCCUCCCUUUGCUGUUUGUCCGUCAUUGCAGCCUCCAGUCCCUUGCGGUCCUCUGAGUUCCUCCCGCUCUCCUUUGGCAGAUCACCCCAGCUGGUCUCAGGGAGGACUGGAGUAGGGGGCAUCUGUUGCCCCUGUAAUGGCUUCCGAUUUGGGAGAUGCCUCGGUGUUGGAACCCCCACCUGUGCCCCCUCUGGAGACUUGGGCACCAUCGAGAAAAGGUAACAGAAAAGGGGGGCUCCCAGAAGCCAAGCGGAAAGGACGGGCCAAGCGGUUGAACAAAGAUGCGGAGGAGCUGCUCUCAAGCCUGCAGCGAUUGGAUCUCACCACGGAAUGCACAGUGCCAGUUGGGACAGGCCUGGUUUGGGAUGAACGGAUGACAGAGUUCCGCUGCCUGUGGGAUGAGAGUUUCCCAGAGUGUCCAGAACGGCUAGUGGCCAUACGAGGCAAAUUGCUGCAAUGGGACUUGCUGGAGCGUUGCGUCCUAGUGACGGCCCAAGAAAUUUCUGAGGAAGAGAUUCUCUUGGCUCACAGUCAGGAGUACCUGGAUCUGAUGAAAUCAACCGAAGCAAUGAGCGAGGCUGAGCUGAAAUCUCUGUCAGACACGUACGAUUCUGUCUACCUACAUCCAAAUUCCUACCACUGUGCCUGCCUUGCUGCUGGUUCCGUUCUGCAACUCGUGGAGAAGGUGUGGUCCGGGGAGCUCCGUAACGGGCUGGCUGUGGUCAGACCACCCGGACAUCAUGCUCAGCGCAACAAGAUGGAUGGCUACUGUAUGUUCAACAACGUAGGCAUCGCAGCCCAAUACGCCCGGCAGAAAUUGGGGGUGGAGCGGGUUCUUAUUGUCGACUGGGAUGUGCAUCACGGACAAGGCACCCAGUACCUCUUUGAGGACAACCCCAGCGUCCUUUACUUCUCCAUCCAUCGCUACGAAGGGGGCAGCUUCUGGCCUCACCUUCCAGAAUCUGACAGCCAUGCCAUGGGCAGAGGUCGAGGAGAGGGCUACAACAUCAAUGUGCCUUGGAACCAGGUAGGCAUGCGGGAUGCUGACUACCUCUCUGCCUUUUUGCACAUCCUACUGCCUGUGGCCUUGGAGUUCCAGCCCCAACUAGUCCUGGUUGCUGCUGGUUUUGAUUCUGUAAUUGGUGAUCCCAAGGGGGAGAUGGCCGCCACCUCAGCAUGCUUUGCCCACUUGACACACCUGCUGAUGCCACUGUCCGGGGGCAAGGUGGUUCUCUCUCUGGAGGGUGGGUACAAUCUCCAGUCCUUGGCCGAGGGAACCUGCACAGUCCUGAAGACCCUUCUUGGAGACCCCUGCCCUCUGCUGGAAUCGCCCCUCGCGCCAUGCAGGAGCGCCCUCCGCUCCGUGUCCCGCACCCUGGCAGCUCACGGCAAGCACUGGAAGAGCCUGCGGAGGAUUGGGGUGGAUGCGCCCCAGCAGAAUGGAGGAGAGGUGAGAGCCGCUUUGCCGUCACCCCGGGCUCUACCGGGAGCUGUGAUCCUGUCCCGGUCAGCGACGGAACCGAUGCGCCUCCGGCCGGCUUCCUGCACAGGGCUGGUCUAUGACGAAAAGAUGAUGGAGCAUUACAAUAUGUGGGACAGCCAGCACCCAGAGCUGCCUCAGAGAGUCUCCCGGAUCUUCCAGCGUCACGGGGAGCUGCGUCUGACGGAGCGGUGUUCCCGGCUCCCAGCCCGGCUCGCCUCCGAGGAGGAGCUGCGGAUGUGUCACAGCCCCGCCUACGUGGAGACGGUGAAGUCGACGGCCGCCAUGAAGCCCCGUGACCUGCACCGCCAGGGCGACCGGUACAAUUCCAUCUACAUCUGUGCCAGCUCCUACGAGUGCGCCCGGCUGGCAGCUGGUUCCGCAUUCAGCGCGGUUGAAGCUGUGCUCUCUGGGGAGGUCCAAAACGCCGUGGCUAUUGUCCGCCCACCAGGGCACCAUGCUGAACCAGAUGUGGCCUGUGGCUUCUGCUUCUUCAACUCCGUGGCCUUGGCAGCACGAUACGCACAGCGCCUGGCCAGGCGUCCGAUGAGGGUGCUGAUACUCGACUGGGAUGUUCACCAUGGCAACGGGACACAGCAUAUGUUUGAAGAUGAUCCCAGCGUCCUGUAUGUCUCCCUCCAUCGCUAUGACAAUGGGACUUUCUUCCCCACCUCUGAGGAUGCGGACUACACCCGGGUGGGCGCGGGGCCUGGUGAAGGCUUCACCCUGAACGUGCCUUGGAACUGCCCCCGCAUGGGAGACCCCGAGUACCUGGCUGCCUUCCACCAGAUUGUCAUGCCUGUCUGCUACGAGUUCAAUCCGGAGCUGGUGCUGGUUUCUGCCGGUUUUGAUGCUGCUCGGGGGGACCCGCUGGGCGGAUGCCUGGUUUCUCCCGAAUGCUACGCUCACAUGACCCACAUGCUCCUGGGCCUGGCGGGCGGCAAGGUGGCGGUCGUGUUGGAGGGUGGCUACAACCUAGAGUCGAUCUCGGAGUCCAUGACCAUGUGCACGCGCAGCCUCCUGGGGGAUCCUCCGCCCCCACUGGGACGCCUGAAGGCCCCCCACCCCAGUGCCCUGCAGUCUCUGGCCCGUGUGGCUGCUGUGCAUCGCAAAUAUUGGGCAUGCCUCCGAUUGGAAGUGCCUGCUCCUCUGUGGGAGAAGCCCAGGACCCGGGCUGCAAAGGGGACUCCCGUUCCAGGCGAAAUGCCCCCAGAGCCCCCGCAGGAGCUGCUUCGGAGCCCCACUGCUCAACCCGUGGAGGAGAUGGUUGACGAGGCGGAGGCGGCGUUGGGCUCCCUCCAACUAGAAGACAACCCUGCAGAGGAGGGAGAGACAGCCUCAAGUUCUCUCUCUCCUGACUCCAGUCCAGUGGGCCAGGAGGCCCGGGGCUGCCCUGAAGGAGCUGAGCCAGCGGAGGAUCCCCAGAGAGAUGGCACGUCCGCGGGAAGCUCCUCUGGAGAAGUGGAGUCUCCUGACAACGAGGCAGAACAGGUGAGCCCACCUGAUCUCUCUUCCACCCCAAAUGAAAACCACCUCCUUGAUGAAGCCACCGGUGGCUUUUCUCCUCCAGGCAGCUCACAGAAGGAAGAAGAUCUGGCAGAUGGAGGGCAGUUCUAUGCGGUGACUCCCUUACCGUGGUGCCCCCACCUUGACGCAGUGCUCCCUGUGCCUCCCACCGGCUUGAAUGUGCUGGAGUCCUGUGCAGAGUGUGGCAGCAAGGCUGAGAACUGGGUCUGCCUGGUUUGCUAUAAGGUUUGCUGUGGCCGCUACAUUAAUCAGCACAUGGUGGCGCACAACUCGGAAUCCGGGCAUCCGCUGGUGCUCAGCUUUGCGGACCUCUCUGCCUGGUGCUACGAAUGCCAAGCCUACAUCCACCACCAGAUUCUCUUCGAAGCCAAGAGCCAGGCUCACAAAGUGAAGUUUGGGGUGGACAUGAUGAUACCUGCCCAUAAGGAGAACUCCCUCGACCUCCCCCCUACGCCAACAGAGAAUCACCUCCUUGACGAAGCCACGGGUGGCUCUUCUCCUCCUGGCAGCUCACAGAAGGAGGAAGAUCUGGCAGAUGGAGGGCAGUUCUAUGCGGUGACUCCCUUACCGUGGUGCCCCCACCUCGACGCGGUGCUCCCUGUGCCUCCCACCGGCUUGAAUGUGCUGGAGUCCUGUGCAGAGUGUGGCAGCAAGGCUGAGAACUGGGUUUGCCUAGUUUGCUAUAAGGUUUGCUGUGGCCGCUACAUUAAUCAGCACAUGGUGGCGCACAACUCGGAAUCCGGGCAUCCGCUGGUGCUCAGCUUUGCGGACCUCUCUGCCUGGUGCUACGAAUGCCAAGCCUACAUCCACCACCAGACUCUCUUCGAAGCCAAGAGCCAGGCUCACAAGGUGAAGUUCGGGGUGGACAUGAUGAUAUCCGCCUGAUGCAGCUCCUUGAGGAGGGCAAGGCUAAUAACGAAU
This is a messenger RNA of Elgaria multicarinata webbii, 3976 nucleotides long. RefSeq names its product histone deacetylase 6 (gene HDAC6). Gene Ontology annotation, cellular component: histone deacetylase complex. The record is from RefSeq and is a predicted model, not a curated record. Bases 185 to 3940 code for a protein of 1251 amino acids. NCBI's taxonomy places the organism in Eukaryota, Metazoa, Chordata, Lepidosauria, Squamata, Anguidae. The transcript is spliced from 32 exons. Gene Ontology annotation, biological process: negative regulation of transcription by RNA polymerase II. Gene Ontology annotation, molecular function: transcription factor binding; zinc ion binding; histone deacetylase activity.